This is a messenger RNA of Saccostrea echinata, 1466 nucleotides long. RefSeq lists its product as uncharacterized. The record is from RefSeq and is a predicted model, not a curated record. The coding region runs from base 157 to 1266 and encodes 369 amino acids. The transcript has 7 exons. Lineage: Eukaryota; Metazoa; Mollusca; Bivalvia; Ostreida; Ostreidae.
AAAUGGAGAAAGUUGAUCAUGGUGAUCAAAAAAUAACUUUUGGCACUUUGAAACUUAAAGUUAGAAAACUGUGAUGUUAUUAUUAAGUGAACGGUGAACAGGAUUAUGUGUGUAGGGCUUGUAGAAGAAGUUUGAGUUGCUGCCAAGUGUUGAAGAAUGAUUGUGGCCCAGCUGAUGGUUUUGGCCCUCUUCUCAUCAGACUGUUUUGCUCAAACACAGCAGAUUAUUUUUACUCACAGAAGAAGUUGUCGGAGACCCCACUAUUACCACGCCGAGAGUCACUACUUGAUCCGGGCCAAGGGCCAUCUACCGGGCAGGCACUGUAACAUGACCUUCAUCGAGUCGGACUCUGGGUGGACGUCACCUGAUCAUCAGUGCUUCUCACUCUGUGUCAGAAUUGUCAAUGCCUCCAUGAGAAAUUGUGAUUUCAGAAUCACGUAUUAUGAUGGAAUUGAUGACCGUAAUCCUAGGAGUUUUACUUGUAAGAGUUCUCCCCCUUCUCUGUGGUGCUCGAGCUACACUGAGAUGACAGUAGAAUUCCAGGAGAUGGAGUCAUAUGACAGACGUAGUGGGGACGGGUAUGAUCUCACUCUAGAGAUCAAACCUUACUGUCAGCAGCCAGCCAGCACAGUGCCAGGUGAUGCCUAUCUAGAUCACUAUCUACGUAAGGAGAAGCGAGACAGAGACACGAUAAUUAUUGCGGGGUCCCUGGUUAGCACAAUCUGCUUCCUGUUCGUGAUUUUCUGGCUUGUUUAUUGCUGCUGGAAGAGAGAAGCUCCACAGGAGAGCCAUCAAAGGCCCGCAACUCCAGUCUCCCAUAGCAACAGCUUCAAGUCUUCUGGGUCAGGAAGAAAAGGCCCAGGAACAUCCCAAUCUUCAAACAGUGACAGGGCAGAUGGCAAAAAUUGGUUUCCAAUGGCAACCAGAUCUCCCCCUAAAUACCAGCCCCCAGUAUACAGACCUCAGGGGUGGGAUGCACAAACCAAUGCCAGAUAUACAGAGCUUCCUGGGACUUCCUAUUCUCCUCAAAGGGGAAUAACUCCAGGCUUCCACUUAAGACAGUUUUCACAAGGAGAACCCUACAACCCACUGGCUCCAAUCAGGGAACAGCCUCCCACCUACAGACUGACCUUUGAAGUCAGCGAGAGACCACAUGACCUGGGAAUGCCAUUCCGAGGACCACCCCCUCUCCCUCCCCGUCCAAAUAUAGAACACCCUUCCCGUCCAAAUAUAGAUCACCCGCCAUCAAAGCAGUAUUACAUUUAAUGAUAUGUGUAUGUUAAGAACAACACCCAUUUUAAGCAAUGACUUUAUGACAUGUUACAUUUAUCACCUAUACAAAGAUCUACAGAAUAACAAUCUACAUGUAAUGUCAAAUAUUCAACAAUCUCCAUAAAUAAACAUUUAUUCAUUGUUUUUGUCCAAAUUUAGAACAUCUCUCAUCAGAACAGUAUUAUUUAUUUAUU